AUGGCCACAUAUUGCGGGCCGGGCGAUUACGGCAAUGAAUGCUGGAAGGCUCGAUCAGGCCCCAAGGAAAAGCGUUGUGCAAAUAGUACCUUGGAUUUGUAUUUUGCGGUAGACUUUUUCUGCUGCGAUCAGGACACGAAGGGGUUCGAGGUCAACUCGAACGAUUUUGUCGGGAUCAAUCGCUUCUUCUUCGCCGACGAUAUCGUCUUCAAUAGCACCGUCAACAUCCUCAUCUACCACCACAACUACAUCGCUCUCAGCAUUAUUGUCCACUUCAAUAGUGACCACAACUACUGA
Molecule: messenger RNA, 297 nt
Organism: Aspergillus pseudoviridinutans
Lineage: Eukaryota; Fungi; Ascomycota; Eurotiomycetes; Eurotiales; Aspergillaceae
Exons: 3
Coding region: 1-297 (98 amino acids)
Source: RefSeq, a predicted model, not a curated record